Messenger RNA from Penicillium longicatenatum, 1464 nucleotides. Its product is annotated as DUF3716 domain-containing protein. The transcript has a single exon. The record is from RefSeq and is a predicted model, not a curated record. The coding region runs from base 1 to 1464 and encodes 487 amino acids. Lineage: Eukaryota; Fungi; Ascomycota; Eurotiomycetes; Eurotiales; Aspergillaceae.
AUGGAUGGUCAAAUGGACGAGCAGGAUGGAUCCCAGUUGGACGAAUUUGGUCAGAAGCCAAGCGAUAUUCCUGGUCUCGACACCUCUGGAAACCCCUUGCGGUCUCAUUUUGAGUCCAACUACGAGAAAAAUUUACUACUCGCCUUACCUAUCACCAGUACACACGUCACGGACGUGGACUGGCGCGAGAAUAACCGGAAGCCUAUCACUGGGUCAAUCGCGCGCGGAGGAUCAACUCCGCGCCGGGCUGCGUUCAUGCAGCAGGUUGGGAUCUCUGCCCCUAAUGGAUACGCGUGUGACUUUUGCCGCCGUGGCUGUGGUCCUUUCGAAUCCUGCAAGAUUGCCAUUGUCCAUGGACGGCUUCUAUUCAAUGGAGCCUGUGCCAAUUGUGCCUGGGGUGCUCAAACUCACAAGUGUUCUUUCCGUUCGGGCCUCCUUCCUCCCCAUAUCUUCAAUGCACUCAGGGCCGUGAACCCUGGCGCUCCAGUCCUGCGACGUGGCUGUGUGGGUAUGGUUAAUGAGUAUAGCGAGUCCAAUGAGCCUUUCACACCAAAUACUGCUGGCCCGACGCUUAGGGUUUCUGCCACUACACGUCGACGUGCUGAGGAGAUUGAAGAGCCCAACAGGUCUCAAGAGCCUCCGUCAUCUACGGCUUCUAGCCGAGCUCCCCAGCAUCUGGCCACCAAGCGUCGGCGGGCCGAGGACGUUGAAGAUGAGUUUGACGAGCCUGAUGGCCUCUGUUCAGUCAAUGUCUCUGGGCGGACGCUUAGAAGUUCGGUUAAUAAGCGUCGGCGAGCCGAGGAAUCUCAAAAGUCCGACGGGUUCGAGGGGUUUGACGAGUCUGAAGACUCCGACGACUCUGAAUACUCCGACGACUCUGACAGGCCCUCGUCAUUUUGUCGGCAUGCUGAGGGGAUCAAAGAAGAAUCUGAUGAGGAUUCAGUAAUUCCUGAAAAUGGGGUAGAGGAGGAUAACACACUGGAGGAGUAUAGCUUAGAGAAUGAUGAUGGUCUGGAGGAGGAUGGUCUGGAGGAGGAUGGUCUGGAGGAGGAUGGUCUGGAGGAGGAUGGUCUGGAGGAGGAUGGUCUGGAGGAGGAUGGUCUGGAGGAGGAUGGCCUGGAGGAGGAUGGCCUGGAGGAGGAUGAUGCAGCAGAUGAGGUCCACGCAAGAGAGAAGGGCGGGACGGUGGGCAACGACAAUACCCGGAACGCAGCCGAGAAAGCUGCUGCUAAGGACUUCAAGGUCCCUACCGGGCCCGAAUAUCGCAAGGAGCUAUACAAUACCGUGCUACGAGACCCGAACCUGCGUGAUCGCCAAUGGCCUGCGAUCCGCUCCCUUUGCCGAGACCUCGCUCAGCUCAUCGAGCGUCUGCAGUGGGAGGAGAAAGUUGUGAAAGCGGUUCUCAGAAAGAAUGGGGAAUUAGAAGCUGAAGAGGAUGAUCUCUUUGCGGGGUUGAACCUGUGA